Aaosphaeria arxii CBS 175.79 is the source of this 2150-nucleotide messenger RNA. RefSeq lists its product as uncharacterized. Gene Ontology annotation, cellular component: endoplasmic reticulum membrane. The transcript has 3 exons. Gene Ontology annotation, molecular function: fatty acid elongase activity. The record is from RefSeq and is a predicted model, not a curated record. NCBI's taxonomy places the organism in Eukaryota, Fungi, Ascomycota, Dothideomycetes, Pleosporales. The coding region runs from base 180 to 1988 and encodes 602 amino acids. Gene Ontology annotation, biological process: fatty acid elongation, saturated fatty acid; fatty acid elongation, polyunsaturated fatty acid; fatty acid elongation, monounsaturated fatty acid.
UCCGAGAAGAAACGAACGAAGCUACCACAAGACAUCAUCUAGGCCUCUAGACUACGCAAGGCAGUCCCAUUGCCAUUGUCGUUCCCUGCGCAACGAACUCCUCCUAUAUACCUAUUCGCCCAUACCUGCGUCUCAACAUUUUUUCCUCUCCACGGCGAUAGCUCUGUACAACCUCAAUCAUGUCUGGAGCCGGUCCCUCGCUGUUCCCCGGCGAGCUGCCAGCUUGGUCAGUCUUCAAGUUCCCGCCUGAUGCUGCGCCUGCCCCGAUUCCUCCCCCAUACGAUGGCCCGUCCUGGAGGUCGCUGUUUCCAAUCCCAGCCGAUCUCUACGCCGUCGCACUCGACCCCAAGGUCCCAUUGACAAUUGCCUCCACCUACGCUGCGACCGUCUUCCUCCUCAACUGGUACAACAGGAGAAAUGGAAACAAGCCAUGGGCUAUCAGCAAGACUCGCCCGUUCUUCGCCUUUGUCAUCCUUCACAAUGUCUUCCUCGCUGUCUACUCCGCCGUCACCUGUGUGGCUGCCGUUCGCACCCUCAAGGUCUCAUUCCCCAGCUACGACGACCCCAAUGUAGUCGUUGGUACCAUUGACGCUCUCUGCAAGAUGCAUGGACCGCGUGGAUUGGGCGACGCCGUGACGUAUAAUACCGCAACUGGUGGAUUCGCUAGUAGGAACCCGCAGGUCCAGAUCGGAUCCAAUGGCCUCCCCGAGUUCUCGGACGUCGGCAGGUUCUGGAACGAGGGUCUCGCUUUCUGGGGCUGGAUCUUCUACCUCUCCAAGUUCUACGAGGUCCUCGAUACUGUCAUCAUCCUCGCCAAGGGCAAGCGCAGCACUACUCUCCAGACCUACCACCACGCCGGUGCCAUGUUGAGCAUGUGGGCGGGUAUGCGCUACAUGUCUCCUCCCAUUUGGAUGUUCGUAUUGGUUAACUCUGGCAUUCACGCCAUGAUGUACACCUACUACACUGUGUCCGCCCUUGGCUUCCGCGUCCCCAAUGCCGUCAAGCGUACCCUCACUACGCUCCAGAUCACGCAGUUCCUCGUCGGUGCGUCCUUCGCAGGCAUCCACCUCUUCGUGUCCUACACCGUCCCCGUCUCUGUCCCAUACCUUGUCAAGGAGGCCGUCUCCUCGGUCGAGCCCGUCAGCUCUAUUUCCUCUGCCAUCUCCACCGCCUCACCUGCCCUCGCCACGGCCACCGGUGCCGGUGUUGCCUUCCUCAAGAAGCUCGUCUACCGCGCUGCCGGCGAGGAGGGUCUUGCGGAGAAUAUCCCGGAUCCGGCCCUCAUCGCGCAAGGCAUCGCUGAGGGUAUCGCUCCGGUCCAGCAGGUCAUCAAGAACACCAUCCAGCGCACCAUCCACCGUACUGAGUACCAGCACGUCCCCUGCAUCGACACCUCCGGCCAGGCCUUUGCCAUCUACCUCAACCUCAUCUACCUUGCUCCUCUGACUGGCCUCUUCAUGCGCUUCUUCGUCAAGUCGUACCUCCGCCGCACGUCGCCCUCCAACAAGCACGCGACUAAGAAGAACGUGAUUGCCAAGUCUACGCACGAUGCGAUCCACGGCGUCGACCGCGAGAUCGAGUCUCUGGGCAAGUCUGCUGAGGACGGCUUCGGCAGCGCCGUCAGCUCCGCGACUAAGAGCGCAAAGAACGGCAGCAUUCGCGGCCGAACGGCGCAGGCCAACGCCGCCCAGCGUGCGGGUUCUCUCUCUCCCGCCAACCAGAAGUUCGUCGACUCCUUCAACCGCAAGGUUAAGCAGCAGCUCGAGAACAUUGGCGAGGGCGCAGAGGCCAGCAAGCAGCGCGCGAAGCAGAUUGCGAACGAGGUCGUCUCCGGCACGUCGAGCCCGAACCGCAACGCCAGUCCCGUGAAGGAGAACGGUGCCAGCUAUGCCGCCGUCGUCAAGGAUGAGGACGUCAAGGCCAAUGGCAACGGUAACACGAACGGCCGUCCCAAGUCUUCUGGAAAGGGCAAGAAGGGUCAGCAGUAGAUGGACUCCGUGUCCACGAAGAAACAACAUAAACUUUCUUUCCGUCCCUGUGCGUGUAGUCAUUCAACAACAGUCCGGCCGUGCCCAACGGAAAGGCGAUGCGGACAUACCAGCUUCCAAACCUACCCAUCUUGCAAGACCGCCAUCUACGGCCUAGAACCU